CUCGCAUGAAAAGUUUUUCUCUGGACACCCCAGACCCUCCUAAACAGCUUCUGAGCAUCGAUGAGACAACAAAGAAGAAAAGCAGCUCCUUCACUAACACCUGUUUUGGUGCAACAGGCAUGUAAUGAAACUAUUUCCCGCAGCUACCAUGGCCUUGUGUUUUGUCCAAGUGUAUCACUUUGUACAACUGCUAAUUGAUAUCAGAUAUGUAUGAUUUGUUUUUAGGUGUUUUUGUUGUAGUGCUUUAGAUGUGUGAAAAAUUACUUGUAAUGUCAUUUGCAUGAAACUGUAGUUUAGUGAUAAUGUUAUGCUGGCUGAGUAGCUGGAGCUGUGUAACAAGACAUUCACAAACCCCUUAUUUAUAUCGUGUGUGGUUAACAACUGUGUAAUCCUGAUGUAUGACUGUGUGCAGCUAUACACCUGUGAUUGGGUGAGAGACAGGAACAGAAGGUGAAAACCACAAGUCACAUAUAAGAAUUUUUUCUGUUACAAAUUUGCAUAAGCCAUACAGUAGCUGAAAGAAUACACUAUGCACAAACCACACUUUGGUUGAAAUAAACAACAGUGUAACAUGAGUCACCAUAACUGUCUGCAUGAGCAGCAUUGCAACAUAUAGGCAUUUAGUUCUAAAAGCAUGACCCAGGCUGUAACAGAUCAAGAAGCUGUGUACAUUAGUCAUAUCCUAAAAGCAUGACACAGAUUGUAACUGAUAAAGGGGAAUUGGUGUUUUAAGAUGAGCUAGCAACUGAGGCUAUAUCACGGCAAGGCAGCCAGCCCAGUAAACAGAUGCCACAUGUAGAGAAAACAACAUGCCGAAGACAAGACCUGAACUUUUUGUGCCACUGGACUCCCUACCUGAUAAAGAAGCUUUGUAAAUUAGGCAAAGAAGGGGCAAGAUCUGAGGAGUGAAAUGAUAUAAGAUCACUGAAUUGCAUUUUAAAAUAUUUACCAUGAUGCAUGGUGAAGACUCUGUGGUUCAGCUAAUAAAACAAUACUAUUAGCACGUUCUGCACUGUAGUUUAUAAUCACACAAUAGCUGACAGGGAAUGGACAAAAGUAGACUAAGAAAUGUACAAUAGCAAACAAGAAAUACUAUGAAUUCUAGCAGACAUAAUGAGUAUUCGUUAUUAAUAUAAAGAAAUAGCAUAAAGAGUAGAUUAAAAGUCAUAAGGAUUACUUAAAAAAGCUGAUUCAUUGUAUUCAUCAGUUCUACACUUUUCAUUCUUUAUUUGGCCUAAUAAACCUGCAUGUUAGUAACCAAGAACUUCUUUUGAUUGUUAGUUGCCAGUAUGUGGUCAGCUUCUUAUUUUUGUAACUAGCUUGGAAAUAUUUUGAGCAUAUGGGGGCGCACAAAUUAGCAUCAAUUGUUGAGAAAGAUGAUUUGCUUGGUUAAGGGCAAUAAUAUUUUCCCUAUGUGCUCAAAGGGACAACAAAAAUAGCUUUAGAUACCCUAGAUGAGGGUGCUAACUACUCUCCCCUGAUUUGCAGUUGGUUGCUUCCUGAGUACUGUAGAUGCUGGAACAAGAUGACCACAAUGCAUGCAAAAAGACCACCAAGCCAUUUAUUGCAAUGAUACACACAUCAUGCUAAACUAUCCAGUAUGUUGUCUCCUUGUAGGCAGACAGCCAGAUUACAGUACUGUAGACAAACUACAAGCAUAGUAGCUGAAAGCUAGAUGACAUUAAUAGCAGAUUGAUAACACACAAAAUACAGCAGGAUAUUAUGUAGUAUUUAUGAAACACACUUUGUAAAUGUAGAUAAUAAUUGCAGUUAACAAAAGGAUGUACAGUUGUAGCAAACAGUAUGCAGCAUUCUUGAGACGCCUCAUACUUGGAAAGUAAAAAAAAAAAAAAAUUUUACAAAUGAUCUUCAGAUAAAAAAAUAGCCAUGUCACAGAUAUUACAGAAGUGAUGUGUUCAACCUGAGAACAACAAAUGUCAUGGUGAUGUGCACAUGUAGAUAUAUGUGUCCUAAGGCUAAUUGUGUGUUUGCAUGACCUCAUUUACACAGUCGUUGCUCAAUUUGAUGUAAGUUUGUCAAUUUGUCAUGAAAGCCAGGCAUUUCAGUGGGAAAAAAGUUGUUCCUGAUAGGUAAUGUUUUCCAUUCUUCUGUGACAGGUGAGUCUAAGACAAAUUGGAUUUGAAACCGAAAUAGGUGGUUUAUUGAUUUUAAAUUAUUAUUUUUGCCUGUCAACAGUUGUUUGAUACUUAGUCCACAAUAUGCUUUGCUCUAAAAGCAAAAACGCAUGCACACAUAUAUGUGGUGUGCAUGUAAACAUGCAUGUGCACACACACACACACUCAUAUAUACCUACGUACAAUCAUAACUGCUAGACAGGCAGCAGUUGAAUAGUUUGUUGUUGUUGCUGCUGUUGUUGUUGGCUGCUACUGCUGUUACUACUUUUGUUGCUGUUAUAGUUGUUGUUCAGUAGAUUUUAUAAAUUAUGUAACCCUAUGACAUGCAGCAUGCACUAUCCAUAAUACAGUAUUGAGGUUUUUCUGAGCUUAUGCACAGGAAGAUUGAACGUUAUCCAACCCACGUUAAAAAAAAAAAAUUCUCUCAAUUUAAAGUCUAGCUUGUUAAUAAUUAGUUGUACAUUAGAAUUUAAAAUGUUCUAAUUAAUGAUGUCAUCAAUUGUCUUAUGCCUAACCAAGUGAGUAUUAAUAAAAUCAUAGGUUCAACCAGUCCUUCUGAGCCCAUAAAUGCCUCACAAACAACGUCAGCAACCACAACAAAGAAGAAAUUAGGAUGGAGUCACAGAUCAAGUUCCUUAGAAAUAGAAGACAGGAAGAUUAGGAGCCAUAGUUUGUCACCAAGUGGUUCACCUAAAUCAAAGAAAAAGGACCUGGAUACUUUUAUUGUACUCUAUCACUUUCGUGGCAAGGAAAAAGAUGACAUGGAUCUCAGAGCUGGAACAAGGAUCAAUGUCACAAAUAGCUCUGACCCUGACUGGUGGAAGGGUAAAUAUAAUGGGAAGUCAGGUUACUUCCCAGCUAAGUAUGUGCUACGAAUAGAGCCAGGUCAGCAGAUUUACCAAGUGUUACGAACGAUAAAUCUGACCGAGAUGGAUGGCCUCAGUGGGAUUCGCCUGCACAAGGAUCAGAUUGUCUUCCAAGCUGGAGCUGAAAUGGAGGGCCUACUGCAUGUGCGAUCUGCUAGCAAUCGCGAGUGCAUGUGUCCCAUACAAUACCUCAUUAAGGUGUAGUUCUUAUGGACAUACUGUUUUAAUUGCUGAUGGAAAAUAACUAAAGCAUAAGGUGGCAUUGUAUGAUCUUGAUGUCCUAGCGCCUGGUGCGAGGGACUGGCUGAGUUCUCCUGCUCAAAGAUCAUGUGUGGCUGGUACACUUUCCACUUUCUCUUUGUGUAUGACCAUCAACUACAAGUUUUCAACCAAACUGGCAUACUGAGUUAACUGAUCUCUAUUUUAUGACUACAAAACAUUAUAUUUUUUAUGAUUGACAGCAGAUUUUAACUUUUACUCAGUUCAGUAAAUUUUCGUUGCUACUACCAUAUUUCAGUGGAUACUUCAUCUCUCCUUUAUUUAACUGUGAACUGUGACCAUUUUAUUAUCCUUGUGAACAAUGCAUUUCCCUGUGUUUAUGAAAGUUAACUACUGCCACACUAUUAUAAAGUUGAAUAAUGGAUUUCUCAUCAGUGCUGCCAUAUUGUCAUAAAAAUGAACAGCGUACUCUGUUUGUCAUGAUAAACUAUACGACCAUGUAUUUAAAAGUUGGACAAUUUCUCUUCCAUUAUGCCUAAUUGUGAACUGCUACUUUGUUAUUUUCCUGGUAGACAGGGGAUCUCUUGUUAUGAUUGUGAACUAUGAUGAUGUUAUCAUAGUGGUGGACAAUCAACCUUCCUUGUGAUGACCGUGAACUGUUACCAUUUAUUCAUCAUGGUCAUCAAAAAAGAUGCCCAAAAUCCACAUGCCAAGCAAAUGCAUUUUUUUCAUUGUGAAAUCUUUACUAUUAUCAGUUACAUCACAUUUUUGAAUGGCUCUGAAUGUCUUUGAAGAGAUUCAGACAUUAAACAUGGCACAAAAUAUGUGUUUGAUGGUGUUAAAGUAUCCAAAGAACACACAAAUAAAUGUUAAGACAUU
This is a messenger RNA of Pomacea canaliculata, 4099 nucleotides long. RefSeq names its product SH3 and cysteine-rich domain-containing protein 3-like. Gene Ontology annotation, molecular function: protein binding. Bases 2642 to 3205 code for a protein of 187 amino acids. The transcript has 5 exons. Gene Ontology annotation, cellular component: extrinsic component of cytoplasmic side of plasma membrane. Gene Ontology annotation, biological process: skeletal muscle contraction; positive regulation of protein localization to plasma membrane; positive regulation of voltage-gated calcium channel activity. NCBI's taxonomy places the organism in Eukaryota, Metazoa, Mollusca, Gastropoda, Architaenioglossa, Ampullariidae. The record is from RefSeq and is a predicted model, not a curated record.